GUUGAACAAGAACGUCUGGACAAGGUUUGGCCCAAACUGCGAGUUCUGGCUCGGUCGUCGCCGACAGACAAACACACUCUGGUUAAAGGCAUCAUCGACAGCACGGUGGGAGAAACACGACAGGUGGUGGCGGUGACUGGAGACGGCACUAACGACGGCCCCGCCCUCAAGAAAGCUGAUGUUGGCUUUGCCAUGGGAAUCGCAGGCACUGACGUGGCUAAAGAGGCGUCUGACAUCAUCCUCACUGAUGAUAACUUCACCAGCAUCGUCAAGGCCGUCAUGUGGGGGAGGAACGUCUAUGACAGCAUCUCCAAGUUCCUCCAGUUCCAGCUGACCGUCAACGUGGUGGCGGUGAUCGUGGCGUUCACCGGCGCCUGCAUCACCCAGGUAACUGCUCCCCGUUCCUCCAG
Molecule: messenger RNA, 410 nt
Organism: Cyprinodon variegatus (sheepshead minnow)
Lineage: Eukaryota; Metazoa; Chordata; Actinopteri; Cyprinodontiformes; Cyprinodontidae
Product: plasma membrane calcium-transporting ATPase 2-like
Exons: 3
Biological process (GO): regulation of cytosolic calcium ion concentration
Cellular component (GO): membrane; intracellular membrane-bounded organelle
Molecular function (GO): ATP hydrolysis activity; P-type calcium transporter activity; PDZ domain binding
Source: RefSeq, a predicted model, not a curated record